CAGAAACAAGAAACAACCAUACGAAUUGGACUUUUUAGAAGGGGGUAUCUUUUUUUUUAUACCCUUCUUAAGAACUUUCUCACUCUCAAUUCAACUCCUACACGAACAUCCUGAAAGAGAACCAGAGAGAGAAAUCUCGGACACUACGAUAACAUACACGGCGAAAAAUGGCCGGUUCGAAAAAGCGGAGUGCCGCCGACGACGAUUUCGUCCUUACAUUGUCGGAUGAUGAGAAUGACACGUUAGCGAAUAUUGAGGAGGAGGAGGAGGAGGGGGGGGGGGAUGAGCUGAAGGGAACGAAAAAGCGCAAGAGAGAGGAGCAACAGGCCGAGAGGAAGAACAAGAAGGUGAAGAAGCAGGAGCAGCAACAGGCGAUUCAGAAUAAGAAGAAGGGGAAGAAGGGGAAGGCUGUGCCUGUUGUGGAGGAGGUGGAGGAGGAUGAUGAGGAGGAAGAGGAGGAGGAGGACCAGGCUGAAGAUGAUGGAGCGCUGAAUUCGGAUUUCGAGUUCGACGUGGGUGGUGCGGCGAACGAGGUGACGGAGUUUGAUGGCUGGGGUAUUGGUGGUGCGCAGGAGGAGGAGGGUAAGAAGGGAGAUAAGAAGGCGGUGGAUAUUGAUGAUAUCAUUGAGAGGAGGCAGGCUAAAAAGGAGGCUGAGUUGGCGAGGAAGGAGAAGAAGAAGCAGAAGCAGGCGGAGGAGUUUGGUGGGUUUGACGAGGAGGAUGAGGAUGAGGAUGAGGAUGAGGAUGAGGAUGAGGAUGAGGAUGAGGAUGAGGAGGACGACGGAGGUAUGGAUGUCGACUUCGAGGAUGAUGAACUGCUGGCUGAGGAUGGGUUCGGCAUGGGGGUUGAUGGUGAGCAGGAGGAGAGCGAAAAGUCCGAUGCUGAGGAGGACGAUGAGGAGGAGGCCGAGGGCAGUGAUGAAGGAGAGGACGACGGUGAGGAUGAGGAUGAGGACGACGACGCUGCUUCGGAUAACGACUCGGUUGCGACCCCCGUCGGUCACCCUGAUGAUGCUGCCUCGGACCGCGAGUCGGACGUGGAGAGUGAGGUCGACGAGGAGGAGGCCGAGAAGCGCAAGGCUUUCUUUGCGCCAGAGGAGGAGAAGACAUCCGAGUCUGCUGCAGCCGAUGCGAAGCGGUCGUUCCAGGAAUUCAACCUCUCUCGUCCCAUCCUUCGUGGUCUGGCCGGCGUCAACUUCUCGAACCCGACUCCUAUCCAGCGGAAGACAAUCCCCGUGGCGCUUCUGGGCAAGGAUAUCGUCGGUAGUGCCGUCACCGGUUCCGGAAAGACGGCUGCCUUUGUGGUCCCCAUCCUCGAACGUCUCCUGUUCCGGCCGCGCAAGGUCCCGACGAGUCGCGUUGCCAUCCUCAUGCCCACCCGUGAAUUGGCGGUCCAGUGCUACAAUGUUGCUACGAAGCUGGCCACGUAUACGGAUAUCACCUUCUGUCAGCUGGUCGGUGGUUACAGUCUGCGCGAGCAGGAAAACAUCUUGAAGAAGCGUCCCGAUGUGAUCAUCGCCACCCCCGGUCGUUUCAUCGAUCACAUGCGCAACUCGGCCAGUUUCACCGUCGACACCCUGGAGAUUUUGGUUCUGGAUGAGGCCGAUCGCAUGCUCGAAGACGGAUUCGCGGACGAGUUGAACGAGAUUCUCACCACCAUCCCCAAGUCGCGCCAGACGAUGCUUUUCUCGGCUACGAUGACUGACACCGUCGACAAGCUCAUUCGCGUCGGUCUCAACCGUCCCGUGCGGUUGAUGGUCGACGCCAAGAAAAACACCGCCUCGAACCUCGUCCAAGAAUUCGUGCGUCUACGCCCUGGACGUGAAGAUAAACGGCUGGGUUACCUUCUUUACCUCUGCAAGGAGAUCUACACUGGUCGGGUGAUUGUUUUCUUCCGUCAGAAGCGCGAGGCCCAUCGGGUGCGCAUUAUUUUCGGACUGCUGGGAUUGAAGGCUGCUGAGCUCCACGGUAGCAUGAGCCAAGAACAGCGUAUUAAAAGUGUCGAGAACUUCCGUGACGGCAAGGUCGCCUUCCUCCUGGCCACCGACCUGGCGUCUCGUGGUCUGGAUAUCAAGGGAGUCGAGACGGUCAUCAACUACGAAGCGCCGCAGAGCCAUGAGAUCUACCUGCACCGUGUCGGUCGUACUGCGCGUGCGGGUCGGUCCGGUCGGGCCUGCACCAUCGCUGCCGAGCCCGACCGUAAGGUGGUCAAGGCCGCCGUCAAGGCCGGCAAAGCCCAAGGAGCCAAGAUUGCCAGCCGCAUCAUCGAGCCGGCGGUUGCGGAUUCCUGGGCCGCAAAAGCGGAGAAUCUGGCGGAUGAGAUCGAAGAGGUGCUUUCGGAGGAGAAGAUGGAGAAGGAGCUGGCCCAGGUGGAAAUGCAGGUGACCAAGGGCGAGAACCUGCUCAAGCACGAGGCGGAGAUCAAGUCGCGGCCGAAGCGUACCUGGUUCGAGACGGAACGGGACAAGCGGGCGGCGCGGAAGCUGGGCGCCUCCGAGCUCAACGGCCCCGACGCCGUCAAGUCCAAGAAGGACAAGCAGAAGCUGAGCAACAAGGAUAAGAAGCGCCUGGAUGACUCGCGCCAGCGGCACGAGGCCGGCGCGGGAUGGAAGAAGGGUAAGGUGGCCCGGGAAAGCCAGGUCAAUGGGCAGAUGCCGAAAAGCAACAAGGGCAAGGGGGGCAACAAGAAGGGCCGGAAAUGAGGGAUUUCUCUGUGAAUAGAUUUUAUGUGAUUUUUUGUGCAUUAGCAUCUGGAUUGACCGGUGAGGUAUGUACUUACCGACUUGUUAUUACCUACUUAUUCC
Molecule: messenger RNA, 2804 nt
Organism: Aspergillus sclerotioniger CBS 115572
Lineage: Eukaryota; Fungi; Ascomycota; Eurotiomycetes; Eurotiales; Aspergillaceae
Gene: drs1
Product: putative ATP-dependent RNA helicase DRS1
Exons: 2
Coding region: 168-2702 (844 amino acids)
Molecular function (GO): ATP binding; nucleic acid binding; RNA helicase activity
Source: RefSeq, a predicted model, not a curated record